UGAGUAGUUUCUUGCAUGCCAUGUGCAAGUGUUGUCAGCGGAAGCGGAAGGCAAACGCGAUGAUGUUUUUGUCUUCAAAUUCACGAUGAGUGGCCAGGCCAAGCUCCCCAUUAAACUGCUGUCGGGUUUCAUCUCUAACUGGUUGGCGUAUAUUGCUCACUGCAGUGCUCCGGCAGUCGAUGUCAAAAGUCCAAAUUCCACAGAAGUACCUGGACAGCGACUGCUCCACAAUCCGCUCAACAGUCCAGAUACUAAUUGCCCACUUGGCUCCUCUUUCCUCGAGACUAACACGCCGGCGUGUGCCACAAUUCCUUCAAUUUGCUAUACAGUAAGGUCUGUAGAGUGCCACCCCCUCACUUCUAGCUGCAAACCAAAAGCCGACAAAUUACCUGAGACGUGAAGGCGACGAUGCAAAAUCUCUGCGCCCCUUAUCUACUUGUCCAUCGCCACUCAUCCACAUUCCCACUGCAGGAUGGCCCUGUGUGACUGGAUCGAUGGCUGAUUUGCGCGACCGUGGUGCCUGACUAGUAAGCCAGCCAGCAGCUCUUGUCUUUCCUCCCACACGUUCAUCACACAAGAACAUCCUUGCCCCUGGAAAGUGCGGGGGAGCCGAGAAGGUG
Messenger RNA from Aspergillus brunneoviolaceus CBS 621.78, 620 nucleotides. RefSeq lists its product as uncharacterized. The record is from RefSeq and is a predicted model, not a curated record. The transcript has a single exon. NCBI's taxonomy places the organism in Eukaryota, Fungi, Ascomycota, Eurotiomycetes, Eurotiales, Aspergillaceae. The coding region runs from base 86 to 400 and encodes 104 amino acids.